CUCUCCACUCCACAGCUCAAGGGUCACUGUGCAGGAAAUGCAAGAGGCCAGGGAGGAGAGAGGGGGAGAGUCGCAGUCAUUCUGGAGCAGGGGAAUCCACUACAGAUGAUCCAGUUGCUCCAGAGCCCCUGGGAGGACAGAUUCAGGGUUUGUCUGGACCUGGCGCGGCUCCUGCACUUCCUCUCCCAGUCCCCUCUGGGCUCCGUGGCCCUGCUGGACUUCCAGCCGCGGCAGUUUGUCACCGUGGCCGGCGAGCUCAAGCUCACCGACCUGGACGACGCCAGCGCAGAGGAGACGGCGUGCCACGGCGACGCCGACUGCACGCUGCAGUUCCCGCACAGGAACUUCACCCUCCCCUGCUCGGCCCGCGGAGUCUGCGAGGGCCUGAACGAGAAGAGGAACAUCUACAACGCCUACAGGUAUUUCUUCACCUACCUGCUGCCUCACCAGGCUCCGCCCGGCCUCACACACCUGGUAGACCACAUCAUGAACUCCACAGGGGAGCUGAAAGCUGACAUCAAUCAGACACUGGAGGCCUUUGAACACAUCCUCCUCCUUUACAAGUCUGGCCUGCACCUGGACAACCUGCCUCCAUCAAUAAUCCGAG
Solea senegalensis (Senegalese sole) is the source of this 607-nucleotide messenger RNA. RefSeq names its product extracellular tyrosine-protein kinase PKDCC-like. The transcript is spliced from 4 exons. The record is from RefSeq and is a predicted model, not a curated record. NCBI's taxonomy places the organism in Eukaryota, Metazoa, Chordata, Actinopteri, Pleuronectiformes, Soleidae. The annotation marks the transcript as partial. Gene Ontology annotation, molecular function: non-membrane spanning protein tyrosine kinase activity.